CUUCAACAUCUACAACAAGAAAUCCCUCAACGUCUUUCCCUACCCAUGGUUCCUGGCCACAUUCCAGCUCUUCACCGGCUGCAUCUGGAUGCUGGCCAGCUGGUCAAUCAACCGCCGACUCCCCAAAAUCUCCAAGGAGUUCCUCCUCGCCCUCCUCGGCCCGACUCUGUUCCACACCGUCACCCAAAUCUCCGCCUGUGUCUCCUACUCCAAUGUCGCCGUCUCGUUCACCUAUGUCAUCAAAUCGGUGGAGCCUGUCUUCUUCGUCACCUUCUCGUCUUUCCUUGGCGAGAUCUUCCCUCUCAUCCAGUCUUCGGCUGUUCCUUAGCCACAGUGACUGAAGUGUCCUUCAAUUUGGGAAGCCUCUCGGGGGCCAUGAUCAACAACUUUGGCUUCGUGCUCAGGAACAUCUAGAGCCUGCAGAAUUUCAAAGAAAUCGACGGGAUUAAU
Linum trigynum is the source of this 450-nucleotide messenger RNA. Lineage: Eukaryota; Viridiplantae; Streptophyta; Magnoliopsida; Malpighiales; Linaceae. The record is from the annotation of a GenBank genome assembly.